GCGGCACUUGAGGUCGACAUGUCAUCCAGGACAAAACGGAGCAGUCUUUUGAAAUUUCAUCGACCCAAGCUGCGUCUCAAUGAGGCUCCUAUACCUGUCCUGAAGCCGGAAUCCAUGGCUUGCCUGCAGAACCUGCUUAACUACCGGCUCCCUAAGCAACGUAUGCGAUACCCAAAGUCGAGAUGUGCUGCGGUCCUUGUCGCGCUGUUCGUAGGAAGGAUGGGCGACCUAUACGUAUUGCUUAGUCGACGCGCGUUGACAUUGAGGACGUACGCCGGUGAUACUUCAUUGCCAGGAGGCAAAUGGGAGCCGCAGGACCGCACCAUUGAAUGGACGGCGCGGCGGGAAGCCUUUGAGGAGAUAGGAUUGCCAAUGGACCGGAAGAAAGUGCCGCUACUAUGCAUCAUUGAACCAUUCCUUGCUGGGAACCAGUUGAUUGUCACACCUGUCGUCGUACUGAUAUUGGACAGUACUUUGAGGCCGAUCCUGAACAAGCCGGAAGUCGCGUCGCUCUUCUCGCAUCCACUAAUAUCGUUCUUACACUCUGAACCGCCUUUCCCUACCGAACCUGAGAUGCUCGAGUUGAAGUAUCACACGUAUAACGAUGUAGACUGGCGCGGCCUGGGGAAAGUCCGCAUGCAUCGACUUCUAACAGGAAGAGAAGCUGGAGGGACGAAGCCAAUAUUCGGGCUGACAGCUGCCAUCUUGAUUCGGGUGGCCACCAUCGGGUACGGGCGAGAACCCGACUUUGACGUAUGUGCUCCGGGCCAGCCAUCCCAGGAGGAACGGAUAGCGUUCGAGAUGAGGAAUCAUCCGAUAUUUCGCGAGGCGGCGCGCCAGGAAGGAUUGGACCCAGACAAGGUGCCCGAUCCGUCGACGUUCCGGCAGAGGGAUGCGGCGGGUGGGACGUCAGGCGCCACGAGGCGGAGACAGGCUCAAGCUCAAUUGCGGAGUAAGCUCUGAGUUGUAUACGAUACGUACACACAGCCAUAUUGCUAGAGCACAUGUCUGAUGAACUUUGUUGUAACCAGUGCAGGUCACUUUCAACUCAUGUAUGACAGAUUACUGUGUACUUUUACAUGUCUCAUUGUUGAACAAAUCCUCCUGAUCGUCGUGAGGCAAUGCGGCCAGGUUGUGGCAUAGUAAUGUCGCCAUGGUGUGGUCGAUAUUGCAACAGCAGAUAGAUCGUUGUUGAGCUUACACUAGCCAUUUGACCUCGCCUUCUCCAUGCCGCCACCGUUCUACAUCCGCAUUGUCGAGCCUUUCUCCUAACCAUCAUCUGUGCUGUUCUCUCCCUCGC
Laetiporus sulphureus 93-53 is the source of this 1300-nucleotide messenger RNA. RefSeq lists its product as uncharacterized. NCBI's taxonomy places the organism in Eukaryota, Fungi, Basidiomycota, Agaricomycetes, Polyporales, Laetiporaceae. Gene Ontology annotation, molecular function: acetyl-CoA hydrolase activity; coenzyme A diphosphatase activity. The coding region runs from base 19 to 963 and encodes 314 amino acids. Gene Ontology annotation, biological process: coenzyme A catabolic process. The transcript has 9 exons. The record is from RefSeq and is a predicted model, not a curated record.